Messenger RNA from Thamnophis elegans (Western terrestrial garter snake), 1753 nucleotides. RefSeq names its product zinc finger protein 664-like. The record is from RefSeq and is a predicted model, not a curated record. The coding region runs from base 1 to 1209 and encodes 402 amino acids. Gene Ontology annotation, biological process: central nervous system development; regulation of transcription by RNA polymerase II. The transcript has 3 exons. NCBI's taxonomy places the organism in Eukaryota, Metazoa, Chordata, Lepidosauria, Squamata, Natricidae. Gene Ontology annotation, cellular component: nucleus. Gene Ontology annotation, molecular function: RNA polymerase II cis-regulatory region sequence-specific DNA binding; DNA-binding transcription factor activity, RNA polymerase II-specific.
AUGGACGCAAAUGUGUAUACACCAAUGCACAGAGAGGGUUUUCUGCCCUUUGAGGAGGUGGCUGUUUAUUUCUCCAAGGAGGAGUGGUCUCAACUGGAUCCUGACCAAAAAGCUCUGCAUUGGGAAGUCAUGCUGGAGAAUUAUAAGAAUGUGGCCUCUCUUGGUGAGAAUGAGAAUAAAGACUCUGGAGAACCAUUCCAAGUAUUCAGAAAAGGAGAUGUAAUGGAGAAACCUGCAAUUCAAACAGAAUUCCAAAAUCAGGAGGGAAACCUGUUGAAUAACUGGAAUAAGGAAAGGUCAUCUCCUUCGAUUGUUUCUCAGAUGCAGGACUUUUCUGAUCAACAAGAAAAACUAAAGAAGAAAUAUAUUGAGAAAGAUGUUAGAAUCUUCAAAGAGACAUUAAAUGUAAAUGGACCGUGUCCAUCACAAGCCAAAGGAGGAGCCAAUAUGGGCAAAGACAAAGGAAAGAAAUACAGUUGGAAGUUCACACCUUCACAAGAAAAUAGGUCUCUUGAAUCUCAGAAAAGUUUUCACAUGGGAGAGAAGACAAAUAAAUGCAAUGAACAUGGAAAAAAGACUGUUAAUAAAAAGACAUCCACAAUGGAGAAGCCAUAUAAAUGCAUGGAGUGUGGAAAGGACUUUGGAAGACGCAGUAAGCUUACACUCCAUCAAAGGAUCCACACAGGAGAGAAGCCAUAUAAAUGCAUGGAGUGUGGAAUGGACUUUGGAAGACGCAGUAAUCUUACAGUCCAUCAAAGGAUCCACACAGGAGAGAAGCCCUAUAAAUGCAUGGAGUGUGGAAAGGGCUUUAUCCGAAACAGUAGCCUUAUUUCCCAUCAAAGGAUGCACACAGGGGAGAAGCCCUAUAAAUGCAUGGAGUGUGGAAAGGGAUUCAGAAGAAGCAGUGAACUUACACUCCAUCAAAGGAUGCACACAGGGGAGAAGCCAUAUAAAUGCAUGGAGUGUGGAAAGGGCUUCAGGGGAAGCAGUAAUCUUACACGUCAUCAAAGGAUCCACACAGGGGAGAAGCCCUAUAAAUGCAUGGAGUGUGGAAAGGGCUUCAUCCAAACCAAUCACCUUAUUACCCAUCAAAGGAUCCACACAGGGGAGAAGCCAUAUAAAUGCAUGAAGUGUGGAAAGGGCUUCAUCCAAAACAGUAACCUUACUAGCCAUCAAAGGAUCCACGCAGGGGAGAAGCCAUAUAAAUGAAUGGAGUGUGGAAAGGGCUUCAGCACACCCCAUAGUCUUAUUUCCCAUAACAUGAUUCAUAGACUGGAGAAUCACCCAAGCAAAGAUACAUUUGGAUGAGAAUGUAUGCUAAUUAUUGAUUUAAUGGGUUCUCUGAAUGGAUUUCAAAUUUACAGACUGAACUCUGAAAAAGGUUUUUAGUAAUGAAAAAAGAAACAAUAGGCAUGGGUCAUUAUAAUUAUGAUUUAUAUAUUUUUGAAUGUAUCUAUAUAUACAGUAUAUAGAAAUGUCAAAUUAGCGGCUCACAGGCUGGUUGUGUUACGUGAAGGACACGCCUACCCCAGCUCCGCGAAUAGGGAAACUGUUGCAAUAUGUCACAUGAUGGCCACGUGACACAUGGAGUUUGAAAUCCGUGGUAUAUAUGUUCAUUUUAGUUUAUUUUUUAGAAAUGAGUUUCCUGUUUUCCAACUGCCACCAGUCUCCCAGUUAGUCAUAGCUCUCAGAGCGAUGCGAAGACAUUUAACAGAUGCUGCUUCCCUAAGCCCAAAAGGAAAAUUUCAAAAAA